Messenger RNA from Chionomys nivalis (European snow vole), 6265 nucleotides. RefSeq names its product kelch like family member 42 (gene Klhl42). The transcript has 3 exons. The record is from RefSeq and is a predicted model, not a curated record. NCBI's taxonomy places the organism in Eukaryota, Metazoa, Chordata, Mammalia, Rodentia, Cricetidae. Gene Ontology annotation, molecular function: protein binding. Bases 163 to 1644 code for a protein of 493 amino acids.
AAAAGACACAGAGAGGCCAUUUACACGGACAGCGCCUGACGUGCCGGCGGGGCCGAGCCUGGGGCCGUGGCGGCGGAAGGAAGCGUAGGCCCGGCUCUGCGGAGGGUGUGAGCCCGGGGGAGGAGCCUGCGCAGCCGGGCGGCUGGGCUCAGCGGCCCAGCCAUGUCCGCCGAGGAGAUGGUGCAGAUCCGCCUGGAAGACCGUUGCUACCCGGUGAGCAAGAGCAAGCUGAUCGAACAGAGCGACUACUUCCGCGCGCUCUACCGCUCCGGCAUGCGCGAGGCCGUGCGGCCCGAGGCCGGCCCCGAGGUGCAGCAGCUGCGCGGCCUGAGCGCACCGGGCCUGCGGCUGGUGCUGGACUUCAUCAACGCGGGCGGCGCGCGCGAGGGCUGGGGCCUGGCCGAAGACGAGCUGGCCGAGGCCAGCGUGCUGGCCGAGCUGGUGGAGGCCGCGUCCUUCCUGCAGGUCACGGCGCUACUGCGCCUGUUGCUGUCGCAUGUGCGUCUGGGCAACUGCUUGGAGCUGUACCGCCUGGCUCAGGUGUACGGGCUGCCCGACCUGCAGGACGCCUGCCUGCGCUUCAUGGCCCUGCGCUUCCACCAGGUGCUGUGCCAGCCGCACUUCCCGCUGCUGCUGUCGCCGCCGCCUGGUCCCGGGGAUUGCAGCCUGAAGCAGAGGCUGAGGGAGGACCGCAUGCGCGGGACCCCGGUCCUAGUGGCCCUGGGGGACUUUCUCGGGGGACCCCUGGCUCCGCAUCCCUAUCAGGGGGAACCCCCGUCCAUGCUUAGGUACGAGGAGAGCACGGAACGCUGGUUCCCGCUGGCCAACAACCUGCCCCCUGACCUGGUGAACGUCAGGGGCUAUGGCUCAGCCAUCUUGGACAACUACCUCUUCAUCGUGGGCGGGUACAGGAUCACCAGCCAGGAGAUCUCGGCCGCACACUCCUACAACCCCACCACCAAUGAGUGGCUGCAGGUGGCCUCCAUGAACCAGAAGCGCUCUAACUUCAAGCUUGUGGCCGUCAGUUCUAAGCUCUAUGCCAUCGGCGGGCAGGCCGUGUCCAACGUGGAGUGCUACAAUCCUGAACAGGAUGCGUGGAAUUUUGUGGCUCCCCUGCCAAAUCCUCUGGCUGAGUUCUCUGCCUGCGAGUGCAAGGGGAAGAUUUACGUCAUCGGCGGCUAUACCACCCGAGAUCGCAACAUGAACAUCCUGCAGUACUGCCCAUCCUCUGACCUCUGGACGCUCUUUGAGACCUGUGACGUCCACAUCCGCAAGCAGCAGAUGGUGUCUGUGGAGGAGACCAUCUACAUGGUGGGCGGGUGUCUCCACGAACUGGGGCCCAACCGCAGGAGCAGCCAGAGCGAGGACAUGCUCACUGUGCAGGCCUACAACACGGUCACCCGGCAGUGGUUCCACCUGAAGGAGAACACGUCCAAGUCGGGCCUGAACUUGACCUGUGCCCUGCACAAUGACGGCAUUUACAUCAUGAGCAGGGACGUCACCCUGUCCACCAGCUUGGAGCACCGGGUGUUCCUCAAGUACAACAUCUUCGCCGACAGCUGGGAGGCCUUCCGGCGGUUCCCAGCCUUCGGGCAUAACUUGUUGAUCUCCUCUCUCUAUCUGCCCAACAAAGCAGAGACCUGAAUGAUUUAACAGUAUUAGAAGAACGAUCUGGUUCAAGAGGGGAGGAAGGCAACCCUCUGACAUUCUGAUUCCUGAAGGGCACAGUAGAUUAACAUAGGCCAUGUAUGUCGGAGGCUUGGCUGGCUGUAAAUAAGCUUACUUGAAAACUUGGGGGAAGGACACCAACAUCACUUCUAGGCUGUUUUACAUAUCAUGGGAACAAAUGUCAUAAGUAUUCUUCCAAACCUAACAGUCUUGGGCCAACGACCAAAACUCAGCAUUAGAAAGUAGACAGCCAGGGUCUGCCCCGCAAGGGCCAAGGUCAGCAUCUGACGCAAUGGACUAUUUGGAUGGCUUUUUUUUCUUUGUUCUCCCCUCUGGGGAUGGAACCUAGGGCCUCAUGUUAGUCCUGUAAAGAUGACUUUUAAAAAAAUGCUAUUUCUUUAGGUCACCUGAGAUGUCAGGAGUAGGGGAUUUUCCUCUUUCAUGUUCAGGGUUUUUUUUUUUUGACAAAUGUUAGGAACCACCUCCUCACCCCUCUGGUCUCUGUUGUCACCCAGCUUCUCUGCUCAGGCACCUUAUUGUAUGUGUGUUUCAGGGACCCUACAGGUGUGUCCAGCCUUUUGACAUUUAGGACUUGCAUUACCGUUUAUAAAGUUCGUGUAUAAUUGAGUUAUCUUAAAAAAAAAAAAAAAACCCUUAAUGUUUUAAGUAAGGUCCUGAUGUUGAGUUAGCUAGAGUUAUAGCUGUCCUCAGGGGCCCACAAGUUGUGACUGCCUCACGUGCUGCAAUGGUAGAGCUAGACAGAGACUCCGCACAUGCAGCUGGUCCCUCCACAUACUUGGAUGAGCACACGCUAGCUACUUCUCCAGUCUGUCUGCAUUUGAGAAGGCUGCACAAGCAGGCUGCUCAGCCUCUUCGGCUGUGUGCGGCAAAUGCAGGCCUGUGUGGGCCACGGACCCUGCGUUGUGAGGUCUUUGCUUUUAGAAGAUUGCUCUUGACAUUUUAUAAAUGGAGCCUUAAAUGAGGGAGUACCGCAUAAGGAGAACACGCCUUUAUGAGUUAUUUUUAUUGAAUGUAUUGACUUAGAUCUUGUUUCAAGAUCUAAAAUUUAAAAACAAACAGACAACUUUUGCACAUCUGAUAAGGAUUCCUGCGUAGGGGCAGAUGUGCGGUCACUGUGUGCCUUUAAAGGACAGGUGGCUGUAGCUCAUUUAUUUAUGUUAGAAAGCGGGGGUGAGAUUCCGUACAGACAUGGAACGGCCUCUGCUGGCAUGUCUGAAGUGAGGUGCUGGCUCAUGGCUCUCAUGCCGACAGCAGUGUGCGACGGCUCUAGAGAUUUCACCGAGGCAGUUCAUGACGAAUAAAGGGAUCUGCCAAUUAUGGGUCCGUGUUUCUUAAAAAGACUUAAGAGCCCACUUAGCAUGCACGAGAGGCCCUGGGUUUAAUCUCCAGCACUUACAGCAACAAGGCCCUCACUUACAGGAAUUUCGAUUGAAGAGCUUUUGCUAUGACCAGCCGCUCUCUUGUAGUAGAGUCGGCUAACCGAGUCAGCAGUGGGCGGCGGGCAGUGCCCGGUCAGUGGCAGCUGCCUUACACAGUUAAGAAAGCUCCAUAGAAAAGCCAAAACUACAGACAUUCCUCUCGGUUGCUCUCCCAGUGGCUGGUCACGCCGAGGGGGAUGACAUCCCCCACCCCAAGUAUCUUCAGGGUUUCUUUACAGCCAUGCCUCUAAUAUACCCAGAGAACCUACUUAUAAAACUCCUAUUUGCACAGCUAUUUAAAAAUUCUGUGUUCGAGGCCAGCCUGGUCUACAGAAUUCUAGGACAGCCAAGACUACACAAAGAGACCCCAUCUCGAAAAACAAAACAAACAAAAAAAAAUUCUGUUUGUUUUUAUUUGGGACUUGGUGACAGAUCUCAGGGUCUUGUCACCAAAUCUAACAGGUCUGUAACCUGCUUAUAGUGCCGUUGGAAAUUUGCAGGCCAUUGCGUUAUAGCCCAGGAUAACCUCAAAGUCAGGAUUCUCGGCUCGGCCUCCCCACUGCUGGGACUGUAGGCAUCGAGCAACCCUGCCUUUCUAUCUUUUUCCAUUAUUUUUUAAAACUGUUUAUGCUGGGUUCUUUUCAAAAAAACAAAAACUCCGAACUGAAAUCGUCACCAAAAAGUGGUACUUAUAUAAUAGAUUUAAUUUAUAUUUCGCUGUAGAACUGAGUUUCGGGGAAUCUAUGAUUUCACUACUGCACCUUAGAAUCCAAUUUAUGUUCAUCACUGUGACUCUCCACGUCUUCACUGUAUGCAGCCCAACCCCAUAUUCGGAGAUGAUGGGAGUUGAGUUAGCGUUGGGCAGAGAUGGGCGGUUAAAGGAACAUCAUUGUGUCUGCCAGUCAACCACUUCUCUUCCCGAGCGCCGUCUUUUGGGCGUAUUUACUAAUGCCAGCAACUUGGACCAAAUGGAGGUGUGCCACUAUCAUCUGCCAAGCUCGUAGGAACCUGGCCUGGUAGGUUGCCCUUGAACAGUCGGUGGGUAUGAGGAUCCAGAUGCACAGACUACCAACAGAAUUUUGUUAUUCUUGCUGCUAGCAGUGCUUAGGGAAGGACUGGGUGGCUGUUAUGGUAUCCAUCUGCCUGCACCCUUCACCCGUGUGGGCGUUUUGAUAGCUAGAGCUUCCUUCUGCUGGUACUAGUUGGAGGCUUCAGCCAAUGGCUGUGUCUUUGAAACCCUUUCCGCCUUCAGGCAGCUCCUUAGAUGAUACUGUCUUUUUAUUUCCUUCCCGUUCCCUAUUGCCUUACCCACCCCCAGAUGUUUCUGAGGGGUUCUGACUCCCACUGUGUGGAAUGUCUGGCAGGACACCCAGAGGGAGCUGCCUUCCAGAAGAGUCUGGUGCGUGGGUUGGUGGAGGAGCCCUGACGUCGGUGCUCCGACUUGAGAGGCUCCUCACCUCGGUACCCUGGAAAGGUUCUGAGAUGAUAGUGUGAGAACCCAUAGCUUCUUCAGUCUGCUCUAAAAUGUAGCGUCAAAGAAUCUGGAAGGCUGGGGAUGCCGGCCAGAAACAAAAGGCUUAAGAUGAAGCAUGAAACCAAAGAAGACUUUGACCAUGGUGUUUUCUGUUUUGUUUUGUUUCUAAAACCAAGAACCCGAGAAAUUCCAAAGGCCUUAGGUUUGCAUUCAAGCUGAGGGAAGGAGAGCGUACUGCAGACAGAGGUAAAUGUGUCCUUGUGCUAAAGUUGUUUAGGGGUGCCAUCUGCAGAUUCCCGGGUAACAUUCAAGCCUGUUUGGCCAAAGAGGUAAAUGGAGGCAGAGCUCUGAUGUCUUUGUCAACCGGUGUUUAGUGAGUAUGGCUUAGCGCUGCUGACCUAAGGGUCUGCUAAGGGCUUGUUCUAGACCAGGGGUGGGGAGUAUCAGGUGUGUGCCCCUCACUGUCUGCUAGUGUUUGCUCUCAGAAGACCUGAUAGCGCUACCAGACAUCCCUGCCAGCCCGCCAGAGUGGAGUGAGUUACCAUUUCCCACCCCUGCAUCAGAGACAGUGGCUGGGCAUGAAGGGAGCCGUGAUUUCAGGAAGCAGUGAGCUGUGUCAACUCCAUUCCCUGGUGACCAGAAACACUUGAAUGUCAGUGCAAGACAGUGCUGAGCCCAGAACACCGACCAAGCCGUCCUCACUCUCAUUUCAACCAGGGUGUCGUCAAAGAUGUCCGCUUUAGUCGUGCACACUGGGCCCUGUCUGGCGGCCUCUCACAUCUUGGCCCAAUCUUCCCACUGCCUCGUGAUUUAGUAGUAAUCCCGGGAGCUGGUUUGUCCAUAAAUCUGAGCACGUCCCAUGUUUCGGUUUUUUACUAUAUGCUUUUUUUAAAAAAGUUAACUACUUUUUAUAAUCCUUGCAUUCCACAGUUUGUGCAAACACAAGAGUGAUGUAGAACCUGUUUAGAGUUCACUCCGCACUGUAGCCUGGCAGAUGGCUCUGAUGAAGGGGAAGGGAGGCUGCUGGGUAAGGGUUUGGUGUGAGCAAGCUCAGCACUGGCACCUUUGGGACCGUGCCUUUAAAACAUUCCCUUGGAAGGCCUCAGCAACAACCCCUCAGACACGCUGUGCGCUGAUUGGUUGAGUUUGCCCAGUGCCCUCCCACUCGAUAUCCUUGUACGUGUUUGUUCUUCACUUUCUUCUGUUAGUUUGGGAACACAACAGGAAAUUCAUAGCCACGCUGCCAGCUUGACACAGCCAUCUUCACCCAUUCCUACAGGAAGCUCGUGAAACGUCCAAGAGGAUCCAUUCCAAAGAGCCCGGGGUGCUUAGUGUUUCCGUAGGGCUGGUUGGUGCUUUACAUAGUUUGUCACUGGCAAAGCAAAGGAAAAUGUGACUUGCGUUCUGUGUCACUUCAUGGUGGGCGUUUCACUGCCCCCUCCAGUAUUUCUUCCCUAGUUGUCUUUUUUAUGAAAAAGGAUGAUCUUUAAGUUGUUCUGUUAUGACCAACACUUUCUUUGUUUGAAAGGUUAUAUUUUGGAGUGUGGAAUAAACACACACGUCGACAUUGUCACAAAACCACAAUGAUUGUGUGUCUCACACCUGUGAACCACAGCGCUGCAUUCAUUUUGUUUCUUUGGACUAUGGAAGGAACUGUCUUAGAAUAAAAUGAUUCUCGAUCAGC